Pipra filicauda (Wire-tailed manakin) is the source of this 6527-nucleotide messenger RNA. It is a transcript of the gene CNST, whose product is annotated as consortin, connexin sorting protein. The record is from RefSeq and is a predicted model, not a curated record. The transcript is spliced from 12 exons. Bases 262 to 2418 code for a protein of 718 amino acids. Gene Ontology annotation, cellular component: trans-Golgi network; plasma membrane; transport vesicle. Lineage: Eukaryota; Metazoa; Chordata; Aves; Passeriformes; Pipridae. Gene Ontology annotation, biological process: positive regulation of Golgi to plasma membrane protein transport. Gene Ontology annotation, molecular function: connexin binding.
UGGUGCCCGCCCCGCACCGCCGCCAGCCUGCGGCAGCGCGGCGACACCAGCUCCCGCGCCUUCACGCCAUGCCGGGCGGCGGGUCCCGGCCGCCAGAGCCGCCGCGGAGCUGAGAACUGCCAGAUAUAUACUGAAUCUUGCAUGCAUAAAGGACUACCUCUUUAUGACCUGGUCAUUAUCUUUGAAAAACUAUUGAAACCCUAGGAAAAUGGUUUAAAAAUAUCUGGAGAGAGAUUAAGGGGUUCAACAAGUAACGCUCUAAUGGAUGACAGCGAAUUUCCACCAAAUGAUCUGCAAAUAGACUCAAAGGACAGUCUUACUGCUAACUGUAGGGUAGAAAGUUUGGCAUCUCAUUUGUUUCCUUCAGCUGACGAAAAUGAAAAUCAACUUGACAGUGAUGGAAAUGAAGUUCUGACCAGUAGCAGCAUUGCUAUGGGACGACAGGAUAAAGGUGAACAGGAUAACAUCAAUAAUAAUGAGAAUAUGGACAGUGGAGACUGUACCCCAAGCUGUACAGAAAGUGAGACUGAGAGGAGAUCUGUAAAUGUCCAUAUGGACCCUCAGCUGGAGGAAAAGCCUAUUACAGAAAAACAGCCAGGUGGAAAAAGAAGUCCAAGAAGCAAAAGAAGCUCCAGUAAAAAGUCUAAAGGAGUUUCUACAGCAGGAACUGCAGCAAUCAAGGAGGAAAAUACUCCUAUUACAGAUACAGAUUCUGUGCAGGCUGAAGGGGCUGUUGAAGCAACGGAAAACUUUCACCCAAAGGAACAAAACCAAAUGUUGCAGUCUCUUUUCUCUUUGCUCCGUGAAGAGGUUGAGCAGAUGGAUUCAAAGAUACUGCCCCUGUGUCUACAUCAGAUAGCCGAGACUUAUUUUCAAGAGGAGGAAUAUGAGAAGGCAAUGAAGUUCAUUCAGCUUGAACGACUGUAUCAUGAGCGGCUGCUUGCAAAUCUUUCUUCCAUACAGGAGCAGUGGGAAAGAAAAUGGAAAACAGCAGUUCCUAGUCCCGUUACAACACUGAGGAAUUCAGCGAAAGAACUGAGCGGCCAAGAGCUGGAAAAGCUUACUAGAGUUUGCUCUUUGCAUCUACAGCCACAGUCAUCCAAAAAUAAGUUAUUAGCUGCAGAAAAUACAUGGGAAAGCAGUUGUUUGCCUCAGUUAAUGGAAUCCAAAAAUCUAAAGGAAAGAGAAGCUGCUGCUUUUAAAUCAGGUACUGAAACUUGUCCUGGCAUUGGACCAAAGAAAGAAGAUAAACAGCUGAGCACUGUUUCCCCAGAUGAAAACAAAACUGAGAGACAGAUAGAGGCAGGAAGUCUUUGGGUAGCUGCAGGAAAGGACCACAUGGAGGAGCAGCACUGCAGUGCUGAAUCAACAUUGGAGCCACACACCCAGUCCACAGGGACAGUGGGCAGGCCUUCUUCGGGCUGUUUAUCAUCUGGGGAUGCCGGUAAAGAUAACAAUUUGCAGCUGAGAGAAAGACAGCUCUCAAAGGAUGCAGAAAAAACAGAAGGGACUGGGGAGCCUGGAGUGAAACUCCCUCUUGAGCCAAUGGUAGAUGCUUCAGUUUUAACAGAUGGUGACUAUAUGCCUACUGAUUUGGUUCCUUCUGAUAAAGAUGUGCAAGCUGAUAGAAAUCUGCUCAGAUCAAAACAUGCUGCUGGCUCUUCAGAAAUUGCUAGUGCCCAGCUUGAAAAUAAUGAUUUAAAGCAGCAACAGAUACAGCCUGAUGACGAUGAUGAAAAGUCUUCACGGGACAGAACUGCAUCAGAUGUAUGCUCUGGGUGCCAUAAAGUGUCUGAGCAUGAGAGUACUGCCCAUUCACAGGUGUGCAAGGAAAUACAGAGAGCAGCAGGACAGGAGGAGAAGGUAAAUAAUGAAGAACAAGAAGAUUUAUUUCUCAGAUUUUUAAAUGGUAACAUAAUAGACACUGAGGAAUCAAUCUUAGAAAACCAAGAGGACUCAGACACUGUUCCAGAUAUUUCACCUGAACGAGCAUCUUAUAACUCACUGGAAGCUUUAUCACUAGAUGACAGCUUUUCUUCUCUUGAUGAACUUGCAAGAAGGAUAGAGAUUGCUGAGAUUGCUCCAGCGGAAGGAUUGGUGUCUAUACUAAAGAAGAGAGAUGACAGAGAUGGUAAAACAAUUUCUCAAGUCCAGCAAAGACAAACAAAGAGAAGAGUGCGAUUCCAAGAAAUGGAGGACACAUUGGAUCAAGAUGAAGUAUCUGGUGGCUCCUGUAUUUUGCUGAUCCUGCUGUGCAUAGCAACUGUUUUCCUUAGCAUUGGAGGAACUGCAUUGUACUGUACCUUUGGUGACAUGGAAUCCCCUGUGUGUACUGACUUUGCUGCCAACAUGGAUUUCUAUUAUACACAGAUAUUGCAGCGUAUGGAAGAACUUAAACACUGGAUAGCCUUCUCAUAGUUGAAAUGAGCAGGGACAGCACAUCAAGAGCUCACCAAUGGUUACUGGAGAGGGUAGAAAAAAAUUGUGAUUUCAAGUUCUCUAACACUUGCCACCUGUGGGUGAUGUGUAUUUGUUGAUAUACUUUCACUUUUACUUAGAAAUCAAGAAAAUUUUAGUUUAGCAAUCAGGUGGCAAAAUGUUCACAUCUGUUCACAAUUGUAGCAGUGUGGUAUGGGAGCAUACCUUCACCCUUUUGAGAGUAGGCAAGUCGCUUUUCAUCAAGUUGAGCAAGUGAAGAAGAAAGAAGAAAAUUAACUAUCUUCUGUAUUCUCUCCCAUUGCCACACAUUGUGUAAGCAAUCUCUGGAAGCUUAGCAAAAGGACAGCUUUAAUUUACAGCUGUUUGUGCAAAGGUGUUGCCUCCAGCUAUCAUGCAAUAAGUCUGUGUUUUAUGGAAACGUUAUUUUUCUUCUAAGUCUUACUGUUUUUCUCCGUAUUUUUUCUCCUGGUGAGCCAUGUAAUUAUUUGGUGGAGUGAGAAGACUGCAGCAGCAUUCAUGGAGCCCUCAUUUGGUGAUUACCAGGCUGACCUUGUAUCUAUAGCUUACAGUGAAUAUCAUGAGUGGGAUAAAUCUGCUGGCAGAUUUCACUAAAUUUCCUGGACCUCUACUCUCAGUAUUGUAUGGGUUGAUUUAGAAAUGGAGGGUUAAAAAAGAAAUCAGUAGUUUCACUAAACAGAGAAACAAAAGUAGGAUGUUUAGUAAAUUAUUCAUAUUAAAUAGUCAAGUGUCUUUGGCCAAUUUUAAAGCACCUGGUAGAAGGUGUGGGGCUAACUGGCUUUUCUGUCCAGCCAUGUCACUGACUUUGAGUAAUCACUUUGUGCCUCAAUUUCUCCUCCAUAAAUGGGGAAUAAUGAUCCUUGCCUUUGUCUAUGAAUAUUUAUUGCAAUUAGGGCUCAUGUCUGAUUCAUCCCAAAUGAGUGCACAGAAUCACAGAACUGUGUGGCUGCAGCCUCUCUCAAUGAAUGAAUGUUAUGUAAAGUGCGACUGAUCCAACAGAAAAGAUUCAGAGGCUCACCACAGAUGUGGUGAGUAUGUUAGUGGUCUAGGGCACUUGUUCCAGCAGAUAAAGCACAUUUGCAUCUAUUUGCCCUGCAGUUCUGAGACCUGUACUGUAAAAUCUGAUCUUUUUCUAUUAGCUAUACAAACAAAUUUAGAUCAAUACAAAGAGUCAUUUUAAAUGGGUAUUUCUAUUGCUUGGUGCUCAGCCCUCCCUGCGUGGUGGUAUGUGAAAGAAACACUGACAGGACAGUGAAGGUGAGAAUUAGAUACACAGGCCUUUGGCCUACACGCUGGUCAAAAUGUGGCAACUCUCCUUGCACAGAGCAUAAUGGUCUAGCCCUGCUGAAGUGUGAAACAAUUCCUUUACACCUCAGGAAACAGCAUUUUUGAGGGAUCCGCUUCACUCCACUCCGUGAUUUCAUGCUUACUGACAUUGUAUGAUGCAGUGUGUUCAGGUUUAGGAUAUUGUUUUGUAAAAUGCUAUGAAGUGAAAUCUUCAAAAUGCUACUCAGAAUUAUAACGUUAAAUGAUCAUGCUUUCUGGCAUUCGCAAGUAAAUUGUCCCUCUAGUGAGCUUGAUUGUUCCUAACGCACUGUUACACUUAACGGGUUUUUAAAGUGAAAUUUAAAAUCAUGUUUUUUCUAGAAUAAACUGCAUGUAUGAUUUCUCUUUUUGUUUUCACUGUGAAGGCUUAGUUUAUUUAUACCCUACGGAGCCUCGCGUGCAGCUUUAUAUUAAGCUAGCAAAUUUAAAAUGCCCAAAGUAAUGAAAACUUUUGCUUUCAGAAUGAAACUUGAGAACAGUAGUUUGAUAUAUUUUUUUGUUUGUUGUCCUCAGAGUAUUAUAAUGCUGGGCUAUCUCAAGGAGAAAGGGAAAGACACUUUUGUAUUUUAAAGUGUUACUGGCUGGUUCAGUUUAUUAUUUGAAUUCUGGGUUUGUUUGUUUAUUUAUUUAGUUCAUCUUUUAAAGAGAAUCUUAAUUUUCUUUUUUGGUAAUUUACUUACAGAGUAAUUAAAAUGCAUGCAUUCAGUUAAAAUAUGUAUUUAUAGUGAUUAUGUAAUUAGAAUGUAUUUUGGGUUCUGUAACUUUGCAUUGAGUGUUUCAGGAUAUUAAGUUUAUUCCUAAGGAGACAACUGUUGAUUUCAGGGUAAAAAAGUCUUUUAAACUUUUUGUGCAUUUCAUCACCAAAAAGAUCAAGAAGUAUAUAUAUAUCUAUUUAUUCAAAAAUUUAUCAGACAUGGAGGCCAAGGAUCCUCUACUUCUAGGUUCAUUUAAUUAAAACUAUUUUAAAAUAAUUAUUUUAUUUAAAACUCUAAAGCUAUUUAAAGUCAAAGCAAUUUUUAAUAAGCAUUUCAGUUUCAAAUCAGUAGUCCAAAUCCUGGUAUGUUCGCUUUGUGCUAUAUUCCUUGCACAGUCAGUAAUAUCAGCAGAACUGCCUCCGAGAAGAUCAUGAGGAGGUUGGGCACCACUUUACCAACAUGUGCCCCUUGAAAAAUGAGUGACCAGGUGUUCUGUGUAACUUAGCUACCUUAUACUUGUUACUUGGAGAACCUCUCCAACCUUCCCAACCUAUGCCAAGGUACCACACCUGCAAAGUCUCUCAGGAUUUGGAGGAGCAGAAAUGGCACACACACAUAGGCUGUCCAGCUCCUUAUCUGAGCUGCUCACUUCUCAGUUGCAACCAAGUAUCCAGUUUCUGUUGGCAUUCCUUUAUAAAAAGCUGAUGAUAUAAAUUGUUGGUUCGUGUGACAAUUCUGUUGGAGCAAAUAGAUUGCAUGGUUUAUAGUACAUUAUCAAACUUGUACUUACCAACACAACAAAAUUUGCUUUGCAUUGGAACUCCAAAGAGUGUGUGGGUAGGCCUGAUAUUGGCCUUCCUAUAUACUCUGUCCUUCAGACUACUGGUGACAUUGCUUCCACCUGGGUGACCUCAGGGCUUAGAAUCUUACAGUCAAGUAAAUCCAAGUGAAAAGGAAUAGUGGAUUUGAGCAGUUAUUCCUCUUUUCUGAGUAUUUUGAGGUAAAAUAAUAGCAAGCAACAGCUGAGAUUGUUUAAGGAAGAAGAAAACAGAGGAAAAAGACUUCUCCCUCACGCGUACUUGGUGCAUUUAAAAGCCUUUUGUGUACAAAUUCUUAUUUGUUCUGUUUCCUUCCCUGACACUGUCUUCAUGCUGCUCUGCUUGGCAGUAGGAGAAACAUACUAUGCUGGCAUAAAACCAUUUGUAGUUGGUAGGAAAAUUCAGAGAAUGGUUCUGUACUUGACAGUAGUUAAAAGUAAUUUCUUAAAAUAUGACUGGAUUUUAGGCUGCUAGUACCUUCAGAGAAGUUGUGGCCACUUAAUCACCUGCAGAACUCUACUAGAAACCCCCACCUUCCUGUUUAUUCUUUGACCAUAAUUAUUUUGAAGAGAUUCUUGUGAUAAAGAAAAAACAAUAAGACUUUUGAUGUAGAUUCAGCACAUGCUGCCAAAAAAGAGCUUUUUGACAAGAGAAGUAAGGCACUCACCCCAAACAGCCUAGACUACACCAAAAAAAAAGCACUGUGAUGUAGCAUAGCCACACUAUACUACAGGCUUGUUUUCAAGAUAGUGUAAGAAAGCAGAGAUUCCAUAGCCCAGAUAUGCCAGCAGAAGUCUGUGAUCUAGACACAGCCUGUGUUUUAAUUUUUUUUCAUUAUCUUUGCUUUCAUACUUGCAAAAUGCAUAGCCCUGGUGACAAGCAGUAAGAAGUAGUGUAACGAAAAGGGAAACUUUUGUUUAGGGUUUUCGGUAUUAAAGGGCAAGUUUGAACUAUCACAUAAGCAGAGUACAUUGGAAGUCCAGAUUCUUGUGUGACUGGGUACUGUUCCACUUAAUAACUUAAAGGGAUGUUACCCUCCUAAAGGAAUGUUUGCUUGCUUUGUACUGUAAUGUAAAACCAAGAACAUCUGAAAGGAAUCAAAACUAUUUGUAACAAAUUUAAUUUAAGCUUCCUUUAGCAAAAGGAGUAAGUAAUUGUCUUUGAAAUCAUCACCCAAGCUUGUAAUUUAAAUACUGUAGCAAAAAAAAUAAAAACUGUCCCAAAGAAAAUA